Messenger RNA from Nipponia nippon (crested ibis), 546 nucleotides. RefSeq names its product lipocalin like 1 (gene LCNL1). The record is from RefSeq and is a predicted model, not a curated record. Gene Ontology annotation, molecular function: small molecule binding. Lineage: Eukaryota; Metazoa; Chordata; Aves; Pelecaniformes; Threskiornithidae.
AUGAGGACCCUGGGGCUGAGCCUGGGGCUGGCCCUGCUCUGCUUGCUGCGCGUGGAGGCUGAGGACGCUGGGGCUGUGGGGCUGGACAAGAGCAAGGUUGCAGGGAAAUGGUACAUCAUUGCUCUGGCCUCCGACUCCGAGGGCUACCUUCAAAAGAAGGACAAGCUGAAGAUGGCGAUGGCCACCAUUGCAGUCCUGGGGGAGGGCGACCUGAAGGUCUCCUUUGCCAUUCCCACCCCGGAGGGAUGUAAGAAAUCGGAGGCGAUCUACAAGCAAACAGGGGUCCCGGGUGAAUACUACAGCUCUGAGAGAGGCAAUAAAACGGUGCAGGUGGUGGAUACCGACGGCAAGACGUACGCAGUUAUCUUUGCCUCCAGAGUGAAGGACGGCAGGACCUUCCACAUGCUGAGGCUCUACAGCAGAACUCGGGAGGUGAGCCCCAAAAUCAUAGCGCUGUUCAAGAAGCUUGCGAGGGAGAAGAGCUUCACCGAUGAGAUGAUCAGGAUACUGCCCAGCCAGGAGGAAUGCAGCCUCGAUGAAGCGUAG